Molecule: messenger RNA, 1932 nt
Organism: Ascochyta rabiei
Lineage: Eukaryota; Fungi; Ascomycota; Dothideomycetes; Pleosporales; Didymellaceae
Exons: 2
Coding region: 1-1932 (643 amino acids)
Biological process (GO): protein import into nucleus
Cellular component (GO): nucleus
Molecular function (GO): guanyl-nucleotide exchange factor activity; small GTPase binding
Source: RefSeq, a predicted model, not a curated record
AUGCCUUCACAACCUACCGCUCAAGGCUGGGACUUCGGCUCUGUCUUUGAUCUCAUCGACUCCGGAGACGUCCACGAUGUCGGCUCUCCAAAGCUUGAGACACGCACUCCUCUUGUCCGGCCAAGCCUUGCAGCCCCAGACGGCGGCAUACGUUUGGGCAGCUUUGUCAAGCUGUUUGAGGAUCUUGGCAUAGCAGAAGAUGCACCACUACCUCCGCUGUCGCCUUUGGACCCAGAUUCGGGCAUUAGCAAUGCCGGUGACGUUCUGUUACCCUCUCCUCAAUUUGAGCUGGACGUCAGCCUUUCCGAGCCUACCACAAGCACAGACGAUUCACAGACUGUGUUGACCAAGAAGCAACGCAAGCGAGCUCGUCAGCAGGCUGAGAAGGAGCAAGAGCAAAAGCAGCAGGAAUCUCGACAGCAAGAGCAGAAACAUCAAGCAAAAGGACCCUUCAAAGAAGCCCAACGCAAGCAGCUGCAGAAACGGCUCGAAAGCGUCUUCGAAGCGAGACCUGUCAUAGCUACAGCGGCACCUACACCCACACCGAGUCUACCUCUCAAAAUUACGCAGAUUGAGCAGACCCCAUCAAAGAAGUCUCGCAGUCGCUCCCCUUCAAAACAGCUGCAGUCUGAGUCACCUACGAAGCCGGCGUCGUCUAAUUCUUCUAUCAAACCAUCCCGGCCCACAUCUCCCGUGAAGCAGCUUCGAGCUCAGUCACGAUCCAAUGUAGGAGCUAAGAUCAGACCUGCUACGCCCGUUCCCGUGAUGGAAGUACAGCAGCCCAUUGCUUCACCACAGAAGAAGGCGCCAGAGACACCGGCGCCGGUUAAGUCUCAGCGCUCCGCACCGAAGGAGCGACUGAGCUCUACCACGCAGCCAGCAACACCUCAGGUUCAGCCUACGCAAAGCCAUCACGCACACAUCGCGCCGUCGGCCACACCUACUCCUUUCGAGUACGGCAGUGGCCACGGCCUUGUACCACGAACCGUUCGUCCUGUGACCCUCCCGCGAUCUUCGCAAUCUACCGUCAUUGCGCAGCCUACGACGCCGACACGCGUCCCUGUUCCUACUCCUGCACGAAACUUCACUACUCCUUACAACGCUCCCGAGGCAAUCACUGUAAGGCCAUCUGUUGAACGACAUCUUCACUUCCACGCCAAGCUUCUCAACACCUUUCCUGAGGAUGCGAAGUAUAUUGUAGCACCCAGGCAGUUGGUCAACGAGAAGACCAUGGCUGAAGGCAUACAUGUCUUCGUUGAUGCUUCCAACAUAAUGAUUGGAUUCAAAGACAUACUUCGGAAGUAUGGAGUGCGCCAACAUGACAUGGCUUUUGACAGCCUUGCUCUCUUGUUGGAGCGCCGUCGACCCGUUGCAAAGCGUGUUUUCGCUGGAUCACACCGCGAGGCCAACCCUCUGCCACAGAUCAAGAAGCUUGUGGACACGUCCAAGGCGGUAGGAUACGAGAGUAUUUUGCAAGAACAGGUCUUCAUUAGCAGAGAAGACUCGGAGAAGAAGAAAUUCUUUGACGACGUCAAGAGGCUAGGCUGGCACAAGGCCAAUCAACUACGUUCUGGCAGCGGCAGUGACUCUGAAACGGGUCCGCCGGCUCCGAAGACACCUUCUGCCCCGAGAUGGGUAGAGCAAGGUGUGGACGAGAUUCUUCAUCUGAAGAUGUGCCAGAGCAUACUUGACACGGACGUGCCGAGCACUAUGGUGCUUGCGACGGGCGACGGCGCCGAAGCUGAGAUGUCAGACGGGUUCCUUGCCCAUGUUGAGCGUGCGCUGAAGCGAGGCUGGAGAGUCGAGCUGAUCAGCUGGAGGCAGCAGACCAACGGAGGAUACAGGAACAAGAAGUUCAGGACCAAGUGGGCCGAGCAGUUCAAGAUCAUCGAGCUGGACGACUUUGUGGAGGAUUUGAUUGACACUGCAUGA